Ceutorhynchus assimilis (cabbage seed weevil) is the source of this 897-nucleotide messenger RNA. The record is from the annotation of a GenBank genome assembly. NCBI's taxonomy places the organism in Eukaryota, Metazoa, Arthropoda, Insecta, Coleoptera, Curculionidae.
AUAAGCCAAAAGUCAAAUACCUACCAAUAAUAGCAAUAACAUCAAUAAUGACCAUUCUGGCGCCAUUUGAAAGGGUCGUUCGCUUUUGUCAACAGAAAAUAACGACUUUUACAAUAGGACAUAAUAUAAAAUUAUAAUAAAGUUGGCGAUCAUUUUCAGGUAGGAGUAUACUUAACCUAUUCAAUUGUUCAGUGUCAGCACGAGAAACAAGUCAUUUUGUGCACUAACGUAUAGCGAUUUUUAAAAUAUUUUGUUUUGUGAUUAUUGGAAAAAGUCAGUUGUAUAAUAUUUUGAAAAAUGAUUUCCAAAACCUUUCGAGCCUUCAUCAUCCUCAUUAUUCUCUCGGAAACCACUUUAGGCCAAAACUAUAAUAUUUUCUUCAAAUUCAUGCCAGCAUUAAAAUACAGCUACCAAUACCGUCAGCAUCCAAAUAGCGUUCUGAAAUAUAAUAAUUUUGUCCCACUGUAUAUAAACAGUGGACCUGAUCCGGUGCAUGAUUACAUGGCCAACCAUUUCCAACCCAGAAUGAUGGUAAAACGAUUUCGAAAUAGAAGAAUGAAACGCGACUUGAAUAAUCAGGAUUUGUUAGAUUCAUUUGGAGGCCAACCAGAAACAGCUACAACCAAAACUGAAAUUAUUACUCCAACUCCAAAAAGUGGAUUUUACUUUUUACUAGAUUGGAACAGUUUUUUGGAGGUGGACAAUUUGAAUGGCAAAAGGGUGAAUGUCAAGAUUCAACCGAAAUUUGGGGAUCCUAAGAGGUUUUUGAAUGUAUCAGUAAAAUAAUUAGUGAUUUGUAUAUUAAAUUCCAUUGAAAAUGUUAGUCUCACUUUUUCCUAACUUUCUUACAGAAUAGCUACAAGAAUUAUUCCAUUUUUCUAUUUUCUUGGGAAAAAC